Molecule: messenger RNA, 2946 nt
Organism: Ciona intestinalis (vase tunicate)
Lineage: Eukaryota; Metazoa; Chordata; Ascidiacea; Phlebobranchia; Cionidae
Source: RefSeq, a predicted model, not a curated record
AACGUCGACCUCCGGAACUUUUCUUUUGUGCAACAAGCCGUCUGUGCUUACAGUUCGUUGGAGCAAAGCCAAUCACUUCGUCGAUUGCGAGCAGUCAGGGUUACAAACUGCUUGCUUAGCCGCACAGAACGACUAUGUGUGUGGUAACCUCUAAUUCGAGGGUCAAUGGCUUGUCAAGACAUACACUGCAACUGCAGCAAUAGAAAAAUCCAGUUUAUCCGAAUUUAAAUCAAGUGCAAGCAUAUAGAGAGGACUUUUUGCUUAAAUAAACGACAAAUCUGAUCACCAUUGGAGAUCGGGAAAAAACAACUCCGCCGGCCGGGAAUAAGGACUUUGGAGCCCGCCGAUUCGCCAUGACGCAAACUGUACCUGAUACCUCAGCUUACGUAAAGGAAGCACUGUCAUUGGUCUGCGAAGAUAAUUCACUUUUUGACGUUUUUCAACAUUCCCCAACUUUUAAACCAAGCAACGAAACCCGGUCACUGCUGCUAAAAGAAAUCCCUUCACCCUCAAACGUCAUCCCAAGCUCUCCCUCUGUUCUGACGUCAUUAUCGUCUACGGCAUCAGUGUCGUCAUCAGCGUCGUCACCAGCAAUAAUGGGCACGUCCCCGGGUUUUCCCAUGAACCCAAUGGCUGAUAUGGAAAGUUACAAUGCUCAGUUCUACCCUAGUUGGGGCCAACAACAAGCAGGCAGCCCCAUGAUGCAAACUUACGAUUCUACAACUAAUUACGCAACGCCUCCACUCAACUACCCGUGCAAUGCAAUGUACGGAGUGAAGACAGAAAGAUGCGACGGUGCUGGAUUUGAUCAAGUCAACCCACAAGCAGCAGGGCACCCUCUUCCUCAAAGAUCACUGCAUCCAAAUAAAAUAAGCAACGGGUCAACUUUCCCAACCGCUCCUGCAUCCGGAACUCCGGGAGAAGAUCCGAGAUCAUCAACAGAUGGUUUCUCAACAUCCGAAGGAAACAAAAAGAACAAAAGAGUUCUUGUGCCCGCAGACCCUUUAAUUUGGAGUCCAUGCCACGUCACUGCAUGGUUGGAAUGGGUGGUAAAUGAAUACGGUCUCCAUCAUAUUGAUCUCACCAAGUUUAGCUCUGUUACUGGGACCGAACUAUGCCGAAUGAAUGUUGAAGACUUGACAAGAUACACGACAAGAUAUAACAGCGAGGUUCUUGUCCAACACCUUAAGUUUCUAAAGCAGGCCGCAUUGCACCAACUGCCAGUUAUAAAAUCCGAAAAACUCGGGACGAUGUCGUCUCCACUCACCAUCGAAGAUUACAGAGCAAUUUACCAAGGAUCGGAAUCAUCUGGUGAAAAACUCUCCGUCGAAGAAACUUACAACCUCCUUGGUCCACUAUGCAGCAGACUUUGCAAGCAAGGCGGUGGUCAGAUCCAACUGUGGCAGUUUCUUCUCGAGUUAUUGAGCGAUCCAGCGAACGCAACUUGCAUUACAUGGGAGGGAACGAGUGGAGAGUUUAAAAUGGUGGAUCCGGAUGAGGUGGCUCGUAGAUGGGGAGAGAGGAAAAGCAAACCCAACAUGAACUAUGAUAAAAUGAGCCGAGCACUCAGAUAUUACUACGACAAGAACAUAAUGACGAAGGUUCACGGCAAGAGAUAUGCUUACAAGUUCGACUUCCAUGGUCUCGCACAAGCAAUACAAGUCACAAACAACUCUGAUAGAUACGGUUAUACUUACACACAGACACCUCGUUUACCAAGCUAUGCCGAGUCAAUGAAGAACUCUUACUCCACUUCGGACACAGAGUCAUCAUCCGCUCCAAGCUUCCACCUUCCAACCCCGGAUGACUCCGUCUUUCCUCAACAUCCAUUCUCCAGCUCCGGACACCUUCCUCCUCAAAUCUACCCGCCUCAUUCCUCCGAAUACAAUGAGCGUCACUCCUGGUCGGAGCACUCCGCUUCCGGUUACUAUAGCAACGGGUAUGAAGCGCCUCCAAGCAUUGGUGAAAUCUCCUCAGCAAGAAGCACUUCCUCUGCAGGUGGGUCCGCCGGGGACUUUCCUGACACCCCCUACAACUUCCACCCUCCAAACAAUUUCGCCCCAUACACAGUACCCCCACAGAAUAUAUCUUCCAAUCCUGUGACAACGUCCUACUAUUCCACACCGGGACAGUUUGCACCGUCUUCUUACGAAACACCUUAUUCUUCGACCAUGACGUCGCACAAUAUGACGUCACAACCAAUGACGUCACCGACAAACAUGUACACUUGCGGCCAAGAGGCGUAUUCGGUCGCUCCUGCAGGCUCGCUACAGCAAAACGCGUAUCACAAACCUCUAGAACAGAUAAACAUAGAUUCUGGUGUUUUAUACUGAACAUACCAUAGACAAUAUCUUCAUGAGCUUCUCCACAUACUUAUUUUCUUGGUGUUUAUUUAACGGUUAAACACAAUACAUUUAGUUACAUAGUUCCAAAUAACCUUCAGGCAUCCUACGCACUGUGCAAUUCAAAGUUCAGACUCGUAUAGGUCUGUUCCUAUUUAACUGCUACAUAUUGUAAAUAUUCUGCUUCAGCAGUCCCCUAAAGCACAAUCAUUAUACGUCUUCAAGCGAGUUCUAUGUAAGCUGUCUUUACAUACUUUCUUCAAUUAUUGCGGUUACGUAUUUAUGCAUUUUACAAUGUCAUUGCGACGUUGGUUUUCGCUUAUUUUNACAGUGCGGGCACUGCUAAAAUACACAUUUCGUUUUUUAACCCCGAAAAUAAUGUUAUUUUCCCCCUAACAGCAUAAGCGCGAUUUUCCCGUACUGUCCAUUUAAAAAAAAAUGGAAAUCAGCUUCCAUAAUGACAUAUAUUAUAGUAUGAUAGAUCAUUUCAUGUUUUUUGAACGGGCCUAUACAAACUUCAUACUUUUCUAGAAUUGCGUCUUUUUACUGCUACGUUUUCUUCGCUUUUUAAUUUUCAAUAAAAAGACGAAAAAUGCAAAAAAAA